AUGUGCAUAACGCCGGUGGAGGCGUGCGAUACACUACAGCCCCGACAUGUGGGCACUCAAUCGUUGGGCGCAAAGGAGGCGCCCUAUUAUUUGGUCCAAUCUUCUAAUAGUUAUGGCGAUGGCUAUGACGGACGCGUCAAAGGGAUUAAAGACUACAUUUACACGCAUUCUCUUGCAGCAAGAUUGUAUAAGUUACAUAUUGUGUGUAGAAAGUUUUUCCCAAAAGAGUCAUUAUAUAACCUGUUUGGCUUAAAAAUGGAAUUGGGAGGAGAGCUGUUCAAAGGAUUCAUGAUUGUAGCGAUUGAUCCCUUAACCGGAAAACGAAUCGGAAAUUGGAUUAAAUUUAAAGGAACCGAUAUCCUUCCCUGUUCUGCGAUAACGCACACCAAUUCAAGACCCAAACGCAUGGCAUCGUUGAUAUGGGUGCCCGACCCCGGGGCCAGAGGUUACGUCGCUUUUGAGGCAACUAUUGUCCGUUCAUUUAGUGAAUACUACUCUGGUUUAGGUUCAGUUCUACCCCAUCAACAAAGCAUUAGAGAAAAGAGUGCUCAAAGCUUAUCAAAGAGUUAAUUAUCCCGUUUUCAUAUGUAAUUGCAAUUCAAUUUGC
Messenger RNA from Medioppia subpectinata, 607 nucleotides. Lineage: Eukaryota; Metazoa; Arthropoda; Arachnida; Sarcoptiformes; Oppiidae. The record is from the annotation of a GenBank genome assembly.